This is a messenger RNA of Thrips palmi, 3334 nucleotides long. RefSeq names its product dual specificity protein phosphatase 10 (gene puc). Gene Ontology annotation, biological process: negative regulation of MAPK cascade; protein dephosphorylation. The record is from RefSeq and is a predicted model, not a curated record. Gene Ontology annotation, molecular function: MAP kinase tyrosine/serine/threonine phosphatase activity; protein tyrosine/threonine phosphatase activity. The annotation marks the transcript as partial. Gene Ontology annotation, cellular component: cytoplasm; cytosol. NCBI's taxonomy places the organism in Eukaryota, Metazoa, Arthropoda, Insecta, Thysanoptera, Thripidae. The transcript has 3 exons.
GACCGCCUGCGCCUCGCCCUGUCGCGCAGCCUCAGCGAGCCGGGCCCCAGCAUCCUCCCCGUCGUCCUGCCCUCGCCCGUCACCCCCACCUCGUCGCCGCCCAAGCGCUGCAAGCUGGAGUCCCCGGCACGCGGCGGCGCCGUGGCCGCGGACUGCGACGACGCCGAGGCGCUCGCCAAGGUGCUGGAGCGCGUGCGGCCCCUGGACUCCGACGGGCUGGUGCGGCGCCUCGGCGACUGCGUGCUGCUGGACUGCCGCGCCUUCCUGGCGUACAACGCGUCGCACAUCCGCGGCGCCGUCAACGUCAACUGCACCGACAGGCUGAACCGGCGGCGCCUGCAGCAGGGCCGCGCCUCCCUGGCCGAGCUGGCGGGCUCCAAGUGGCCGUGCUCGUCGCGGUCCCCGCGGCAGGUGGUGGUGUACGACGACUCGAGCGCGCUGCUCGACCGCCUGCCGCCGCAGCACCCUCUGCUCCUCGUGCUCGCCGCCCUCGUCAAGGACGACAGGGACCCCGCCUUCCUCGUCGGCGGCCACCGGGAGUUCCACCGGCGCCACCGGGAGCUGUGCGAAGACGCGCUGCUGACGGGGGCGGACGCGCGGCCCGAGAGCCCCCCGCUGGACAUCGACUCGGCGCCGCCGUCGCGGCUGCUGCCCCACCUGUUCCUGGGCAACGCGCAGGACGCGUCGCUGCGGUCGCUGCGCCUGCUCGGCGUGGACUGGGUGCUGAGCGUCACGUCGGCGCCGCCCGGCGUCUCGGACGAGUCGUACCUCGCGGCCGGCGUGCGCCACCGCACCCUGCUCGCCCGGGACUGCUCGCAGCAGAGCCUGCGCGCCCACUUCCAGGACGCCUACACCUUCAUCGAGGAGGCCCGCUCGUCCGGCGGCGUGGUGCUACUGCACUGCCAGGCCGGCGUGUCGCGGUCCGCGGCCGUGGCCAUCGCCUACCUGAUGCGGUCGCGGGGGCUGUCCAUGGCGGAGGCCUACCAGCAAGUCAAGGCGGCCCGUCCAAUCAUCUCGCCGAAUCUCAACUUCAUGGGGCAGCUGCUGGAACUGGAGCAGAGCCUGGCGCGCAGCCCCACCUCGAGCAGCUCGAGCUCCGGGCCGCUGUCCCCGCUGUCGCCUCUGCCCUGCAGCCUGGACAGCUUGGACAGCAGCAGCCCCGGCUCCAGCCCCGCGGGCAGUCCGACGUACAGCCCGGUCGCCAGCCCGGACCCCAGCUGCCACCAAAGCCCCCUGCUCGGCCUCGCCCCAGUCUCGCGCCAGCCGCGCCCCCAGCGAGCCGUCGUCCUCCUCCCAGGGCGGGGACGCCCCCUCACUUGCCCCCGCCGCCCCCGCUGCGGCGUCGACAUGACCCAAGCCUCCGAGCCGCGACCCUGCCGCCAUGGCCGCCUGCGCCUCGUCGGGCACCUCGGCGUCGUGGGUCGCGGCGGCGGCGCCUGACUGUGAUACUGGCCCGCGGACCCUGCUGCCCCGCACGCACCGCACCUCGGCGCGAACCCCCCUCAGCAUCAACCUGCCCGUCAGCCUGCCCGGCCUGCCCGGCCUGCCCUCCGCGCUGCGGGUCUGCCGAUACGGCCUCGGCUUCGGCAUUGGCCUCGGCAGACUCCUUCGGCGCGGCCUCGUUGGCGUGCUCCGCGCGCUGGUCCUCACCUUGCCGGCCCUGGCGGUGCCAAGGCUGCUGUGCCGGGGCGGCCGGGGCGGCCGGGGCAGGGCUGCGGCUGUGGCGGGUCUCCUCCGCGGUGGGGACGAACUGGUAUGAGGGCAGUGUGUUCACGGGACCUUAUUCUUACUAUUUAUUGUAAUUUGUAAUUGUCUUAAUUGUCCUCGCCUUCCCAUCAUCAGUUGGUGCCAUUUUGUAUCAUUUGUUUGUCUUUGUAAAACUGAUGGAGGUGUAAGUGAAACGUAUUGUAUUUUGAAGCUGAAAUGACCUUUGUGUUUGUAGGAAGAAAAUGGCAUGUAAUUGCAGUUGUAAAUUUGAUUUUGGAAUCAAAAAAGGAGUACGAUGCAUGCAAAAAUGUUACCAACAUUAUGAAAGUGGCAACUCUUGAUGGCUGCCUGUAUGUGUUGUUUUUUAGCGUUUUUUUUUUUUUUUUUUUUUUUGCCAUUGCCAUUGUGCCCGGUCUUCCAUCGGAGUUCUGUCAUGUGCCAUUUGUUCCUAUCACAUUACGUAUGCAAUUUUAGUUUUCGUAUUCACUAUAGUUAUGAAUUUUCAACAUCAAUAUGUGUCUGCUUGUUUCCAAAUGGUGUCUUUCUUAACUAUGUGAAUUUAUUGGGAGAUUUAAAUCUCCUGUAGAAUCAUGGGUUCUCAUUGAUUACGUAUCUCUAAAGGAAUGCGUGAAUAGUUUGGUUUCAUUUGGCACAAUAAAAGAAACAGAAACACAAAGAAGCAAGAACCCGAACACUGUAGUCAUUCAUUAUAAGACAUGUCUCACUGGAAGGUCCUAGUUACGUGAGGAAAAUGAAUCUAGUCGUCAAAGUUGGGAAUAUGGCUGUGUAUUGGUCAGGGUGGGCAUCCCCUUGGUACAUAUCAAUCCACCCUAACUUUGUCUUUCACACAUUGUCCCUAGUUGUGGUUUCUCUCUGCCCCAUUAUCUCCUUUGUUGCAAUAUCAGUAGUGUAGAUCAAAACUCACCUGUGAAAUUGACAUUGCACAUUCCUGUUGAGGGAAAUUAAAAUUUUGAACUUACUGAUGAUGUACUUAUAGAUAGUAUUUAUUUGAUUUGGUUGAUAAAUGUAGUGUAGGGCAAAUUGUGUUCUAACAUUUUAAUCCUAGCGAAGUGUGACCUGUGUGUAACCCAUCCUGACUGUAUCCCUUGAUGCAAGACAUUUGCGAUAGCCUGCCAGUCAGUAACUUUUCGCAACAGCAAAGUUGCCAACUCUUCUUACAAUUUUGUUCCCUCUGUUUCUGGAGGGAAAUCCAGUAGACUUCACAGCUGGAAAAAUGGUUGCAUUGUAUUGCCUGCUACACAAAACUAAAAGUUUGAAUAUAUGAUUGUGGGAAAGUUCCACUAACUCUUCCCAGUGACAUUCUUUGAUGAACCGUUGUGUAGUCCCACUUUAGGACAAAACUUGAAAAGUCUGAAUAUUCUCUAUAUAAGUAUUUUAACUGGGCAUCGAGUUGUUUUACAAACCAUUGCCCUUGUUCUGGCUGUAUGUGCACGAGUGUUAAUUUGGUUGGAAUAUCGUGCCUUCAGGAUCAAAAGGGUUAAAUUGUAUAAAAGUGUGUACAGUAGAUUGAAAGUGGGGCUUGUGAUAUGCCGAGUGUUAAGAACAUAACACACCCUACUAAUGUGUUAAUCAUGAAAAAUAUAUCUAUUUAGUAUGAGAUUUGAAA